AUGUCAGACAUUGGAGGACAGCCAGGAGGAGCACUAGGCCUUGAGAUUGACGUCAACACGGUACUGCAGCUCGUCAUCCCAACAGAUCACGUGCAAGGCGUGAACGCUGACGGAGGCCGUUCGUACACAGCUUGCGUCACGAAUGGCUGGUCUGUGUUCCCGCACAGCGGCUGGCCUAUCGCAGACAUCCCUGACGAGGCACUCAAUCUCUAUCUGGAAGUGCUGGAGCGUCUGGAGGUGCUGGACACUGGCUCCAGUAACUCCCAGGACGGCCCAGCACGUCCAGCACAUUCCAGAAAAGCUGUUAUUAUCCAGUACAAAGCAAUUGAGAAAUUUCUCCAUGGGGCUGAGUUUGCAGAUCUGCGCAAGUACAGCCUUAACGGUGAAGGGUGGAAGGCAUUGCAGAUAUUUCAUAAAAUCCUUCAGAUUUCACAUGCAUUCCAGCAAAUGUUAUCAUCUCAGUCAACUCCAACGCUCAUUAACAUCUUGCCUGCAUUUGAGGCAAUGAAGCAAUGCUGGGAAGACAGGCAGACUCAGCUAUCACAUGCUGCAGAUAUCAUUCAGCAAGGUUUGGACAAACUUGCUGAUUAUCGUGAUCACAACCAGGCAAGCGACACAUAG
This is a messenger RNA of Phanerochaete carnosa HHB-10118-sp, 621 nucleotides long. RefSeq lists its product as uncharacterized. The transcript is spliced from 7 exons. Bases 1 to 621 code for a protein of 206 amino acids. The record is from RefSeq and is a predicted model, not a curated record. NCBI's taxonomy places the organism in Eukaryota, Fungi, Basidiomycota, Agaricomycetes, Polyporales, Phanerochaetaceae.